CGGAGCCGGCGAGCAGUUUGUGGCAAAGCCGGAGCCGGAGGAGCGGUCCUCAUGGUGCAGCGCCAGGGCGGCGAGGAGGGCGCCGCCGAUGCCGCCGCCGGAGGAGGAGGGCGGUGGGAGGCAGAAGAUCCCCCUCCUCCCGGGAGCCACGAGGGGAACGGCGAGGAUGGCGGGCUCUGCCAGGUGCACGAACUGGAAGCGGCAGCAGGCGCUGCGAGGCUCGGCGAGCGCGACGGCGGCUGUUUCCGAGGAAGUUUCCCUUGGAGACGCGGGACGCCCGGAAUAAAGGGGGAAAUUACCUGUCCAGGGCUUGGCCUGUUCUAUACGCUGCUGUCUGCCUUUCUCUUCUCUGUGGCAUCUUUAUUCCUCAAGAAAAUUGAAGGUGUGCACUCAGUGGAAGUCAGUGCCAUUAGAUGUGUUUUUCAAAUGACAUUUGUCCUUCCUGGUUUAAUAUACUUCAGAACAGGAUUUCUGGGACCAGAAGGCAAACGACUAGUUCUUUUCUUUCGAGGAUUGCUCGGCUCUAGUGCAAUGAUUCUUCUCUAUUAUGCUUUCCAAGUGAUGCCUCUUGCUGACGCUACAGUCAUUACUUUCAGCAGCCCAGUUUUUACAUCGCUGUUGGCCUGGAUAUUCCUUAAGGAGAAGUAUAGUCCUUGGGAUAUUCUUUUCACUCUGUUUACAAUCACCGGAGUGGUGCUUAUUGCAAGACCACCUUUUUUAUUUGGAUCCAGAGUUGCUGGAAUAGAAGAAGAGUACAAAGAUCGCCUGAAAGGAACACUAGCAGCUGUUGCAAGUGCCAUAGCUGCCGCGUCAACUUUUGUUAUAUUAAGGAAGGUGGGGAAAUCGGUGCAUUAUUUUUUGUCCAUUUGGUAUUAUGCAGUAAUUGGGUUAAUAGUUUGCCUAAUAGUGCUUUUUGUAAUGGGUGAGUGGAGUUUGCCCAACUGUGGCAUAGAUAGAUUUCUCUUGGUAUUAAUUGGAGUGUUUGGUCUUGGUGGCCAAAUAUUCCUUACAAAAGCACUACAGAUAGAGAAAGCUGGUCCUGUUGCUAUAAUGAAAACAAUGGACGUGGUGUUUGCUUUUAUCUUCCAAAUUCUUUUCCUCAAUCAUUUGCCUACGUGGUGGACAGUCGGAGGUGCCCUUUGCGUAGUAGCUAGCAGUUCCGGAACUGUCAUUCGAAAGUGGUAUCAAAGCUCGAAAAAGAGCACCGGAAAUGAAAUUUGAGAAGUGGGGUGUUAUUUCACUUCUGAAACAGGGCAAAUCACAUGAGUAUUUAUUUUAAAUAAUUCACCACCACCUUUCCAGGCACUUCUCUCUGCCAAAGAGCGAGACUUCCGCCUGCACAGGUAGGGCUGAAGUGUGUUCCUAGUUCAAUGUUUCAAUUUGGUAAUGUUUCUGUUUUGUUUUGUUAUUUCUACUAGUUGUUGCUUUGGCAUAGUUAUUUUUCUAUAUUUUGGUGACGCAGAUCUUAAAAUGUAUUUAUAGCAAUAUAAACUGAGAUAUAUAUAUGUACAUAUCCCUCUUUUUUAUUAUUACAUUGUGCCUGAAUAGACGGAGCAAAGGCCAUAUUGGCUACUACUAUUCAGCUGCUACGAUUCAAGGAAAAGAAAAGACAAUGGCCAGUUGUCCAGGGGGGCAUUUCUUUUCAGUGGAACGUAUUGCAGCUGUACCCAUGCUCAGUACUAUGCAAAAUGUUUUGAAUGUCUGUCUGUUUAACUAUGCAAUUAAAGUAGCACCUACUUGUCAGUUUUGCCAGAAUUUUGGAUUUAAGGAUGGUGGACAGUUUAAGCCCCUGUGUACUAAGAGGGGGAUGCACCAGAAGCUACUGCAUUCCAAAGACCCACAAUAAGCUGGUACGCUGAUGAUGCAUCAACACUGCCACAUGCCAUUGCAAAUUAUGCUAGUAUGCAUUCUCAGGAUUGACGUGUCUAUCAACUUAAAUCCAAGCAUUUUGGCAUAAGUGGGUUUUGCCUAUCAUAAUAAUUCUGGAAUAGUGUUUGCAUUAGUCCAUAUACUGUAGCAACACAAAACAACAAGCGGCUUGAUCUAUUGCCCUGAAUUUGUGAGCUUGUCAUAGACAUCCCAUUCACUAUAGUGGAGAAGACAGAGGCAGCAGGUCUUUGCAUGUCUUUCUUGGUACAGUCGUACCUUGGUGGACAAACGCCUUGCGACUUGAACGUUUUGGCUCCUGAACGCCGCAAACCCGGAAGUAGGUGUUCCAGUUUGCGAACGUUCCUUGGAACCCAAAUGUCUGAUGUGGCUUCUGCCACUUCCAGUUGGCUGCAGGAGCUUCCUGCAGCCAAUUGGAAGCCAUGCCUUGGUUUCUGAAUGUUCGGAAGUUGAAUGGACUUCCAGAACGGAUUCCGUUCGACUUCCGAGGUACCACUGUAUUGGUGCAAAAACAGAAAGCCAAGCCUUGUUCAGACAUGAAAUGACAUUGUAUUGCAUUUGUUGUGAUGGACGUGUACAACAUAACAUGAAAAUGUCUGAAAUGUAUGUUUAACCACAAAUGUACACAUGAACUAGAAUCUGGUUUUACAACCAACAAAACUUGUUCUGCAGAUGUUGCCCGCACUCACAUUUGACUGUGUUAUAGUUGCAUUUAUGAGAGCAGCAUGUCAGUGUAUAAUAAUGGUCAGCUAAACCACGGAGAUGGUAUCAGUGUGAUCAGCGUUUUGUAUCUUUCUUUCUCCUCACUGCUUGUUCAUUGCUAACAUUUCCUGUUUGGUGUAACCCAAGCCAAGUUCCCAUCCAUAGUUACAUUGGUGUCUUCAUCACCAGAUAUAAAAAUAGAACAAUGCUCAGGAGAUUCCAAAUCCCAUCCCUCAGAGCUGGUUUUUCAUUAAAACACAAAUGGCUUUGUUUUCAUGUAGUUGACCCCUGAAACUGGAUGCUACCCCAUUUCUAUUUUCAUUUAGAAUUCUGUUAUAGAAAAGUCAAGGUGAAAACAUCAUUAAAACAAACUACAAUAUGCAACAGAUUAGGCUAGCAUUUCCCUGUAUGCACCUUAUUUUCAGCUAGCUAAUGUGAAAAGCAUAUCAUGAAGCAUUCAUUGAAACACAAAUCCAGUCACCCCAGAACUUCCUGGUGUCAAUGUACUUUAGUAAGUGGAAUCAAUGUGAGAGCACCAGACAUCACUCUGAUUGCACAGAUAAUUGUGAUAAAUAAAAUUACUAAUGCAUAUUCAAUAUUCAGAAUAAAAACAUGUCAUUACAUGUCAGUACUCUCUGAAUAUACUGUACAGUCGUACCUUGGUUUUGGAACAGCUUAGUUCCCGAACGUUCUGGCUCCCAAACACUGCAAACCCGGAAGUGACUGUUCCAGUUUGUGAACUAUUUUUGGAAUAGUUCCAAACAUCUGACGGGGCUUCCGAUUGGUUCCUACAGCCAAUCAGAAGCUGUGCUUUCGUUUCCGAACAUUUUGGAAGUCGAACAGACUCCCGGAACAAAAUCUGGUUGACUUCCAAGGUACGACUGUACAGUAAGAAUAUUGCACAAAGUUGUUGUUAGUCUAUAAAAAAACAGCUUAGUCACUUGCAUUGCAGGGCUUCCUCACUUGCAACUGUGGGGAAGUCUGACCAAUGAGCCUGGAAAUAUUUCCAGUAUGAGAAACCACUUCUUUCCAAAAAGACAGUCACUGUGAGCCUAGCUAGGUUUUAAAAUUAUAUAACUUCUUCCCUCCAAUAAGGAACUGUUCUUGCUUAUUUUCCCCUAGAGCUCGUUCUCCAUCCUGAGAGGGUAGAAAAAGAGAAGCAUAUAUAUAUGCUGCAGCUGAUCUUCUUGGGAAUUGGGGUCCUUGAGGCAUAGGAAGCCAGGAAACUGCCUUGACAUCAGUUCAGACAAGUUGCCCAUCUAGUUACCAAUGCUGUUUUUUUGACUUAGUUAACUGUGUGUGCCUAUACAUGUCCACAUGGAAACAAGCCUUACUGGACUUACUUCCAAGUAAGUGUGCAUAGGAUUGCAGCCUUAAUAGUACCUGGAGACAGAGGGAAGAGACAUGGGUACAUGGCAGCCUCAUACUCCUCAUAGCAUGCAUAUGCUAUUCUUGUUUCAGGUGAUAGAAAUCCAUUGGGCAGGAUAGACAUUUAUUUUCAUGUAAAAAUGGAAAAGAAAAGAAAAUACAUGUCCAUGUUGUCCUCUGCUCCUCCCAAAUUCUCCUGCAAGCUGACAAUUAUUUAAACAAUACGGGUAACUUGAAUCAAUCUCACUGUUUUUGUUUAAUCCCAGUUAUGGCUGAAAUUGAUUCAGUUUAAGUAAAAAAAAAAAGUUCUGUAAAACAGUUCAGCACACCUCUGGAAUUGUUUCAGUUCAUGGACUAUACAGAAAAUUAGUUUAUUGUACCUUAAGCAUCAGCCAUUAUUAAGUAUUAUGAAGUAUGCCUUUAAUAGAAAUAGAACAUGUAGAGCACUAGACUGUUAUACUAUUGAACAUCCUAAUCUUUUAAGAGGACAAAUCUCAGGACAAGCCCAAGAUGUGUAAAAAUCUUCCCAAUACAGAUUUCACGUGCUCAUGAUUCCUUUGGACCUGAAAGUCUUGACCUGUGAGUGUUAUCACACUAAAAAUGAAUGAAUGGAUCCCUUAUCUCGAACCUCUGUGCUUAAUUUAGAGUCCUGUUCAGGUUUAACAGAUCCCUUCAGGUAAAGUUUGGGUUCUGUUUUGUUCUGUAAAGGGUUGGUCUGGUUUUUGGUUCAUAUUUGUUUUGAUUUCAUGAACCCAGCAUUUCAUCCCAUUGAUGUGAUUUGAAAAUGUCCUUGCUAACUGAAUAACCCAAUUAUAUGCAUGCUAAUUUAGAAGCAAGGCCCACUAUAUUUAGUGGGACUUAAUUGCCAAGUAAGUGCACAUAGUCACUUUUACUUGACAAUAAGUACUACAUACAGUCAAACCUCAGUUCCUGAACGGCUCCGUUUUUUAAUGAUUCGGCUCCCGAACGCCAAAAAACUGGAAGUAAAUGUUCUGGUUUUCAAACGUUUUUCAGAAGCCGAAUGUCCGACGCAGCUUCUGUUGAGUGCAGGAAGCUCUUGCAACCAAUUGGAAGCCGUGAUUUGGUUGUCGAACGUUUCAGAAGCUGAACAGGCUUCCUGAACGGAUUACGUUUGACAAUGGAGGUUUGGCUGUAUUUAGACAAAUGGAACUUUUAAGUUGAUUUAUUUAGAAUCAGGGUGCUACCGUAAUGCAGAUUUAUCUCUGGUACUGCAUUAUUAGUUACUCUUUGGCUUUUAAUUAUAUUUCAUGAUUCUCAUAAGAGUAACAGUCAUAAAAGGGAACCAAAUAACCAACAGGAAGAAUAGUGCAGUGAGACCGCAACAUAUGCAGGAUUACAUUUCACAAUUGCACCCAAAGACAAAACACAUUGGGUCCAAUGGCAGGUGGGAUUGCUAAAGUCAUUUCCCCAGACAUCACCUCAUUCCCACCCCCCUUAAAAAUUAUUUACUGUUAUGCCAAGCGCAUAAAGCAGAAUGUGCACAUAAGUUGCAGGCUCACUGUACUAUAGCAAAGCAACAAGGACAGCAAUAGAAGUAAUAAAAGUCCCAGAAGUAGAAGAACAGAACUAUAUUAGAGCAAUUGUGAAAUUCUAAAAGGAUAAAAUAACUACCCAGAACAACUCAUGAGGUUUAGCAUCAUGCUAAAAAGUUGAAUGUUUCUUGGCGUAAGCCUGGGGUCACCAGUGCACUGCCCUGGGCUGGCACCAGUGUGCCCAACUACCUCCUAUGGCACCUACAGCAGGUCUCAAGCAAAUAUCCCUUCAAAAAUCUACAGUGCAUAAGAAACUGUUUAUUGCUCCUGUUUAUACUGCUUUGGCCUCUCCUAUAUUGAACACGCCCUCUUACAAACAGGUCCGUAUUCAUUGGAUGCCAUCUUUGGGCAUCCACAUUCCUUUCUGUUCUGAACAGAGGAGAGGUGUAAAGAGCUCUCUGAGUGAACGCCACAGUGGCUGACCUAGGUGCUUCCUUUCCAUCGAUGGGCAUGACCACACCAUUCUGUGGUCUUGUCUCAUUUCCUGCCCUUUUUGAUGUGGAAGGAAUUUUGUGUUACUUCACAUCCCCAUGGCAGCCAUUUUGCGGCUGGUGCCUCCAUAGUACUUGCUCUAAAUUCCAAAGGUAUCCACUGGCCCCCAAAGGUUGGUGACCCCCUUGCACAAAGCUAUGAAUGGAUACCAGUUCAAUUGUCGGAAUGUGUUUGUCCCACGGAGGUGUGCAUUUCUUUAGUGAACUGGUCUGUUGAGGCUGCAGUAUUGUACACACUUGCCAGGGAGUAAUGAAUAGGAUUCCUCUGUAAAGCUCCCUUCUCAUUGGUUAAAUGGCAUAUGGUUAUUAUUCCAUUGCAAACAUAUUUCCAAUAUUUCUCUAGGGUGAGUGGGGAACCUGUGACUCUCUAGAUAUUGGUGGGCUGCAGCUCCCAUCAUUCCUGGCCAUUGGUUGUGCUCAUUGGGUCUAAUGGGAGGUGAAGUCCAGUAACAUCUGGGGGGUGAGUGGGGACAAGUUCCCCAGUGCUGCUGUGGGAAAUUAAAUCUAGCUAAUCCUAAAUUACCUAAUCCAGGCAUAGGCAACCUUCAGCCUUCCAGAUGUUUUGGCCUACAACUCCCAUGAUCCCUAGCUAACAGGACCAGUGGUCAGGGAUGAUGGGAAUUGUAGGCCAAAACAACUGGAGGGCCGAAGGUUGCCUAUGCCUGACCUAAUGCAAAACUGGCAUUACUUGGAAAAGAUCUAUUUAGGAUGGUGCUAAGCUCCUGAGAAAUUAGUUUUUAAAUUACGUUUUCUUUUUUCUUUUCAAACCACCCUGGGAUUAAUUGAGGGGCGGCAUUAAAAUACUUCAAACUAAAUAAAAAAAAUAGUUUAGGGUAGCUUUCAACUGCCAGAUAUGCACACUCCAUAUGUAGCACUGUGCUAGUCUUGUAGAAGUCUCUCCAGCCUUUUUAAGCUAUCAUAAUUUUUAAUCCUAUGUAGCUUUCAUUAAUGCAUACAAAUGCCAAUGGAUUAUCUUUAACCUAUUAUACUUUGCAAAGGGGGAAGUAGAUUUGAAUUGUACUAUUCCUGUGUCUCUUUCCAGUUUUCCUCAGCAAUUACCAAGGUGUUAUGGGUUAGUCACAGUAUAGUGACCAUCAACUGUGGUGGCUUGUCCAAAGAGAACAUAUCAGAAUGAGCAGCACAGUAGAUUGUUUAGGGCCUGUUCAACAUAAGAUAGAUCUAAUAAUACAAAUAUACAUAGAAAAGAUGGUGUAUCUUUUUUGUCUUUUGGAGGUCCUGCUUGAUGUACCUAAUGCCAAUAUGUUGCUAUAUUGCCAGUAGACAGUCAUCAUGGUGAAGCAGGAACUCUUGAAUCCGGUUCUUCAAGAAGUGUCUCUGAUGUUAAAGAACCACCAAUGCAAAAAUGCUUUUGAAUACCGUAUAUGCAAUCUCUAUUUUUGCAAAAUAUCAGGGAGCUAAGCUGGAUGGCCCUUGCACUACUUUCAUCUCCUUUAUUGCACCUUGUUAAGCUGUUUUUGUAGCGGCUGCUGUUUUGUAGCAGAUGCUUAUUUUUUUAUAGGCAACUUUUUAAUUUCCUGGAUUUUGAAAUGUAAAGUAUAUUUUAAUAAGAAGUUUAUAUGAUUUCAUAAAUUCUAAUAAAUACAAUGAAAAAUACACGCUUGGUUUCAUUGAUAUCAGAAGAGUCUCGCAGCUAUUCAAGCUGACGUGAAGGAAUAAACAAUAAGCUGUGGUUUCCUUAGAAGACCCUUCCCGAAUCUAUCCAAAGAUGUAUCUAAGUCCAGCAUUCAGUUCUCACAUUUUACAACUAGAUGCUUAUCCUCCAAUAAUUUUUCUAAACCCCUUUAAAGUCAUCCAAGUUGGGGGCCAUUACUACAUCUUGUGAAGCACUUCUUUUUGUCUGCCCUGAAUCUUCCAACAUGCAGCUUCACUGAAUAUUCCUGGGUUCCGUUCUUCUGAGAGAACAAUAUCUCCCUAUCUACUUUCCCCACACCAUGCAAAAUGCUAUACAUCUUUAUUAUUAAUAAUAAUAAUAAUUAAAUUUGUAUACCAUGUCCCUCACACAGCUUUUCUCCAACUAAAAGCCCUAUAUUUUGUAACUUUCCCUCAUGGGGGAAUUGGUCCAGCCCUGUUAUCAUUUUAGUUGCCCCUCCCCCUUUUGAACCUUUUCAAUAUUCUUUUUUAGAUGUGGCAACCAGAACUAUGCACUGUGAAUACAGCCCCAUCAUAGAGCUGGCU
Molecule: messenger RNA, 8197 nt
Organism: Zootoca vivipara (common lizard)
Lineage: Eukaryota; Metazoa; Chordata; Lepidosauria; Squamata; Lacertidae
Gene: SLC35G1
Product: solute carrier family 35 member G1
Biological process (GO): regulation of cytosolic calcium ion concentration; calcium ion export across plasma membrane
Cellular component (GO): plasma membrane; endoplasmic reticulum membrane
Source: RefSeq, a predicted model, not a curated record